Messenger RNA from Chenopodium quinoa (quinoa), 2221 nucleotides. Its product is annotated as heavy metal-associated isoprenylated plant protein 33-like. The transcript has 4 exons. The coding region runs from base 305 to 2068 and encodes 587 amino acids. The record is from RefSeq and is a predicted model, not a curated record. Lineage: Eukaryota; Viridiplantae; Streptophyta; Magnoliopsida; Caryophyllales; Amaranthaceae. Gene Ontology annotation, molecular function: metal ion binding.
AGUCUUCUAAGAGAAGAGGGGAAGCUCUUCUUUGGACCAGUCCCUCUGCUUCUGCUUCACCUCCCAUUGUGUGUGUUACAUUCUCUCUCUAAAAAAAAACUCUCUCUCUCUAAAAAUAGUUUCUCUUUCUAACUCUGAAAUAGAGGAAGCAGUGAUUUUUAUCAGAAACAAGUUUAAUGUCCACCCACCCUCUUCAAAACUAACCUUCUCUUUCUUUCUUUCUUUCAUUCUCUCUCUUCAAAAAAAUAGAACCAUUUGUUUCCUCUCAUUUUAGUAGAUCUAUUACCAAAUUUAAGAAGCCAAAAUGAGCAAAGAAGAGUUCUUAAAAAUUCAGACUUGUGUUCUUAAAGUGAAUAUACAUUGUGAUGGUUGUAAACAGAAAGUCAAAAAAAUCCUGCAGAAAAUUGAAGGGGUUUACAAGACUAGUAUAGAUGCAGAGCAAGGGAAAGUAACGGUUUCAGGAAAUGUAGACCCAACAACACUCAUCAAGAAGCUCAAUAAGUCUGGUAAACAUGCAGAGCUUUGGGGCGCUCCUAAACCAAACAAUAAUAACAACCAAAAUCAACUGAAAAACGUAGAUAAUGGUGGUAAAGGCGGCGGCGGAGGUCAAAAUCCAAAUCAAAAUCAUAACAAAAAUCAGCCGCAAAAGGGCGGCGGAGGUGGUGGUGGGGUUCCUCAAAAUCAGCCGAAAGGUGGUGGUGGUGGUGGAGGACCGCAGCAGCCGAACCCGCAACAGUUGCAGCAAAUGCAGCAACAACAGCUGCAGCAAUUGCAGCAACAGAUGAAGGGACUUGGAAUGGGUGGAGAUCUGAAAAUGCCACCGCAAUUUCAAGGAAUGAAGAUGCCGUCGAAAGAUAAUCAGCCGCAGUUACCGCAGCCGGGUGGGAAAGGAGUGAAGUUUAAUGUGCCGGAAGAUGACUUGGAUGAUGAUGAUGAUUAUGACGAUGAUGAUUAUGAUGAUGAUGAUUUUACGGAUGAUGAUGAGUUUGAUGAUGAAUUCGAGGAUGUCGGUAAGAUGAAACCGAUGGGUUUGGGUGGUGCGGGUGCGGGUGGGGGUGGACCGCCGCCGAAUAUGAUGAUGAAUGGUGGUGGUGGUGGUCCGGGUGGUGGGAUGAUGAAUCCGCAGCUGAUGAAUGCUAUUGCUCAGGCGAAGGCGAAUGCUGCGGCCGGGGGUAAUGGUGGUGGGAUGAUGAAUCCUCAAUUGAUGAAUGCUAUUGCUCAAGCGAAGGCUAAUAAUGGUGGUGGCGGUGGAGGUGGUGGUAAUAAUGGUAAAAAAGGCGGUGGAGGUGGAGGCGGAGGUGGAGGAGGUAAUGUUCCGGUUCAGAUGAAUGGAGGUAAAAAGGGGGGAGGAAAUGGAGGAGGAAAUAAUAAUCAAAAUCAAGGAGGUGGGAAACAAGGUGGUGGUGGUGGGGGUGGUAAACAAGGCGGUGGGCCGAUGCCGGGUGAUUCUAAGAAUGGUGGUAAAAAUGGUAAUGGGCAACCUCAUGGUGGCGGUGGAGGUGGAGGCGGAGGUGGUGGUGGGAACAUGAUGAUGAUGAAUGGUGGUGGGGGGAAGAAAGGUGGUGGUGGUGGGAUGAAUGAUGGAGGAUUACCACCUAAUCAUCAUGGCAUGGGAGGAAAUGGAAUGAAUAACAAUCCAAAUGGAGGAGGGUUCAAUCAUAGCAUGGGGGGCAUGCCUGUUCAUCAUGUGGGUGGUGCCCCCAAUAUGGGCCAAAUGCCACCAGUAGCCCAAAUGGCGAACAUGCAAAUGGGCCCUAUGGGCUCGAUCCCGGCCGUUCAAGGGUUGCCAGCUGGCACCACAGCAACUGCCGGACCUGCUUACUACCAUGGGGGCCCACCGCCGGAAAUGAUGGACCCCAACCCUGGUAACCCGUACCACCAACAAAUGUUAGCUCAAAUGAUGAUGAUGAACCAACAACGAGCUAAUGGGAAUGAGCGGUUUCAGCCCAUGAUGUACGCCCGGCCACCACCUGCGAUGCAUUAUAUGCCCCCAUACCCACCACCGGCAGACCCUUAUACUCACUAUUUCAGUGAUGAAAACACCUCAUCAAGUUGCAAUGUAAUGUGAUAAAAAAUUUGCCAAAAGAAACAUGAGAGGGUGGUGUUUGUUCCUUGUUUGGUCAUGAAUCUCGGUGAACAAGGGUAGUUCUCUGCUCAAAGGGCAUGCGGAAUCUUGAUAGUUUGAUUAAAAAAAAAAAAAAAAAAAAAAAAAAAAAAAAAA